CAGAUUGUCAGCUUCCUGCCAGAUAGCAAUGGCCAGAAGCGGAGAUAGGGGUGGCUUACAUGAAAGGCCAGCCCGUGACCCUGCUCCCAGUGACCUCUUGUCAAAUUUCAGCUCUCGUCGACAAUAGCAAACAGACAUCGGAUGACAUUGGAGCUGGGUUUCAUUGGUUCGAGGAGGAGCAAUGCGACUUCAGAUGAAGACAUUCACCGCGAGGCUGUGGAGGUGGUCGGCGACUGUGAAUAUACCCAAGGGAACACUGUGCUGGCCAUCCCCGGGUAUAAAUAGCUUCCUCUUCCCUCUCCCUGGCUGUUUUUCUCUUUUUAGAUUAACGAUCAAGACUUUGACUGCCAUCCGGAUUCUUAGCAGCUACAAAGUCACCGCCAGCUUGAAAAGCGUCCAUCCAGCAACCAAUUCUCUUUUGGUACCUAUCACAUCACCAUGCCCCCACCCAGCACCGUAGGCAAAGGCGGCAAAGCCUGGAUCCGAGAAGAGGAGUUCCUCUUCUGGAAGAAACUCGUCCCGUUCACCAAGAAGCGCUGUGGUGAUGAUAUCGAGAAUAACGAGGAGCAUGAGUGGAAUUGGGUUGCCUCCGAGAUGAGGAAGAGGAUGAGGGAGAAGUACCUGAAGGAAGGGGAGCCUGACCGUAGGAAUUACACAGGACUCGCAAUGUUCGAGCAUUACUGGCAGAGCGCCUGUCAUAGACGCCCGACUGUUGCUGCUGGCCGGUUUCCCAACCGGUAUUGCAAUUUGGAAGCCAACGAAGAGCAAGUCCGGGAGCGCGACGAACGCCUCGUCGCCAUCCGCAAGAAGCGCCGUGAUGCCCGCAAGGCAGCGCGCAAGGCAGCCCGUGAAGCUCGCGAAGCCCGCGAGGCUGAAGAAGCCGCCGACGGCAGUCCCAUCAGGGAGAGCAUCGAGUCGGACAACAACGACGCUGACAUGAGCGAUGACACCGAUGAAACCUCCGACAAUGACGAGGAAGAAACCCCCGAGUUUGACGAAGCAGAAGCCAUCCGUAAGAUGGAGGAGUCCACCAAGAUCAAGCAAGAGAGCGGCUCCGAGUACGAGUCUGACGAGGAGGACACCGAGUCUGAGCCCGACGCCAAACCCCGUCGUCGCAAGGGGGGUAAAAACAACAGGCGCGCUAGUAUCAAGAAGGAGAACCGGCGUUCAGGGUCGCCGGAGGUGACGCCUUUUGCAAAUAAUGGGACUAUGGCUGCUAAGAGGAGGGAGAGGUUGCGUGCUGGGGAGGAGAUAAGGAGGAGGAAUAGGGAGAUGUAUGCGAUGUUGGGGAGGGGGGAGGGGAAUGGGGGUUGUUAUGGGGGACAGGGGCAGGGGCAGGGGCAGGGGCAGAUGAGAGGUUGA
Molecule: messenger RNA, 1362 nt
Organism: Podospora pseudocomata
Lineage: Eukaryota; Fungi; Ascomycota; Sordariomycetes; Sordariales; Podosporaceae
Exons: 4
Coding region: 439-1362 (307 amino acids)
Source: RefSeq, a predicted model, not a curated record